AUGGCGACCUCCCAGAAACGUCCCAGAACACCAUCUACCGAUUACGGGCCCUCACUCAGUCCGCCAACACUCGAAGAAAUCACUCUUUGUUAUUUAUCUGUGGACGCAGCAUUACGUAAGAAUACAAAUAACUCUCACCCACUAGCAGUGGCAGAGGGUUCUAUCGCUACUACAGAGAUAAGAACAACAUCUAGCGAUCAUGAUAGCAGACGUUCGGGUCAUGUCUCGCCGUGGGUCAUAAUUGUUUAUUUGAUUCUUGUUGUCAAUGCUAUAUUAAUGUCAGCUGUAAUAAUAAUAUUGAUUCUUCUGAUAAAGGAUGCCAAUCAUUACAAUAAAAAACGUCCAGCUCUAAUCGCUUGGCUUACAAUAGAGUCCUUGUUUCGUCUGUGCGCCGUUUGCUUUACGGCCGUAAAAUAUCCUAUAACUCAUACAACAAUCCAUUCGCUGGGAAUAUUUUUGGGAAAAGAAUAUUACUCCACCUUGGUCAAUUCAUUCUGGCCUGACUCUGAUCCAUUUAAAGCGUUUGUAAACCUGCCAGGCAUUAGGAUUGAUCUCGUAUGGUUUAAGCAAGGCUUGUGUUAUGCAUUGGUUAAUACAAUCAUUGGCAUCUGGAUUUGGGUUACGACAUGGGAAGCGGUAACAGAUGUUAAAGAUGAUUAUGCCAAAUUGUUAGCUAUAGUCGGUCUAGUUGCGUGUAUAACUAAUAACAUCAGCUGUCUUAUCGGCACUCCCCUUGUAAUUUGGGCGAGUCUCCGCACACCAACGAGUCAUGAUGAUGAUGUAGUAAUGAGCCAAAUAGAGACGCGGGUUUGA
Molecule: messenger RNA, 813 nt
Organism: Paraglomus occultum
Lineage: Eukaryota; Fungi; Glomeromycota; Glomeromycetes; Paraglomerales; Paraglomeraceae
Source: the annotation of a GenBank genome assembly